AUGAAUUCCGAAGAGAAUUCAUCAUCUCUAUUACGACCAAAUUUUGAUUCUACGUCUUCAAUUAGUUUUUCUGAAGCUUCCAGUUCAAAUAUUUCAUCAAAUUCAUCCUCAAUCAGCACAAACUCUUUUGAUUCUAAAAAAAUAAAACGUGUAUUGUUAAAUCAACCACAAAAAUUCAAAAUUAUCGAAAAUGAAUCACCAUCUCAUGCUGAGUGGUGGAGAUCUUUUGGCUUUCCGGCUCAAUUAAAUGAGAAUAAUAAGUUAGAAAGAAUUAAUGGUUAUAUUAGCUGUAUCAAAUGCAUGCACACACAAGUUUAUAAUUUGUUAAGUGGUACAAAAAGAUUUAAACAACACGCUGAUAAAUGUUUUCCAUCAUCAGUAUCAUCGUCAACUAGUACCAGUUCAUCUUCAUCAACACAAACAACAUUGAAUCAAAUGGGAUUUAAAAAGUCCCUACAGUUUAGCGAAAAUGAUGUUAAAAUAGUAAAAAAGUUAUGUGCACAAUGGAUUUGUGGUGAUAUUAGACCAUUUAGUAUUGUAGAUGAUCCCGGUUUUAGAAAUGUAGCACAAGAAUGUAUUCGUUUAGGAGCUACAUAUGGAAAUGUUGAUGUUAAUGAUGUUUUUCGUGGUGAAAAAACAAUUUCACGUCAUAUUGUAUGUAUUGCUGAUGAAUUACUUGAUCAAGUGAAAGAUAUGUUGUCAAUUUCUUUAAAAGAAGACUCAUUAACUAUUUGUCCUGAUUAUUGGACGGAUUGUUGCAAAAGAAUUUCAUAUUUAGCAGUUACUGCAACAUUUGUUACUGAUGAAUAUUCUUUUCAAUCAAUUGAUUUAUUUUGUCGACCAUUUCAUUUUAAGAAGAAGACGGCUGAAUUAACUUUAAAUGCACUUUAUAAACAUUUGGAAUCAUUUAGUAUUGUAUCAUUAGCUAAUAUUAAUAUUGUGUGUGACCGUGGAAAUACAACUGCUACUGGUUUACCAAUGUCAAUAAAAGUUCCUACUGAUAUUACUUCACAUUCUGAAUCUUCAAGUGAUGAAAGUGAGUCAUCAACUGAUGAUGAUUGUAAUGCUAAAACUGCAUUACCUGUUACUCAACGUAAAGUUAAAAAGAAAUUAAAGAAACCUAUAUUAUGUAAACAUGAAGCACAAAUUCCAACUGAAAAAAUUACAGUCGAUCAAAUUCCAGCAUCAGCUAAACGCGUUCUUGCGUCUUUAAAUCAGUGCAAAAGAAUUGUAAAAUACGUUAAGAAAGCCGGCAUCAACAAGGAUAUAAAAGAAAACGGUGGUGUUACAUUGCAUCAGUCAACAAUUGUUAGAUGGCUUUCCAUGUCAAAUCUGCUAGAAAGCGUUUUAAAGUCAUUUACGACAACAAAACGGUUAUUAUUAGCUAGGAAAAAACAAGCAUUAACUAUUGAUUUAGAUGAAAUAACAAUAAAGCAGUUGGUGCUGGUUUUAAAACCAUUUAAACAUACUAUGACCUUAAUUCAAACUGGGAAUAUCCCGUCUUUACAUAUGGUUUUACUGAGUACAAUAACAUUAAAAGAAGCAUUAAGUUCAUACAAAUCAUUACUUAAUUAUAAAAAAUGUUAUUGUAAUACGAAUGAAAAUAAGAAAGACAAUGACAAGUUCGAUGAAGAUGAAGAAUAUGAAUUGGAAGGAAUCAAAUGGUUUCGAGAACGUCUUUUGGAAUUAUUAGAUGAUAUGAUUGUUCUUGAUGUCCGACAUUAUUGUGCUACUAUGUUGCAUCCAAAAUAUCGUUCAUUGAAAAGUUGCUCAAAAGAAGAACGAUUACAAUGUCAACAAUACAUUCGAGAACAAUUAAAAAUAAUCGGUGAUGUGUCAACACCAGCCACAUUUGAAGAUAGAUCUGAACCAGCACAAAAAAAAAUGAAAUUAGCUGCUGAUUUAUUUAGUCGAUUUGAAGAUGACAAUUCUUGUGAUAUUGAAGUAAAUGAAGGUGAAGAAGCUGGAUAUGAAAGUGAUGAGUAUGUAUUCAACAAAAAAAAACCAGAUGAAUUAGAUAAAUAUAUGGUAAUGCAGAUUGACAAAUCAUUAUUAACGAAUAAUCCGUUGGAUUUUUGGAAAAUUCACUCGAAAACGUUUCCAUUGCUUUCUAAAUUAGCAAAAAGAAUUCAUUCGAUUCCAGCUACAUCAACUGGAGUCGAACGUCAGUUCUCCAGUGCUGGUUUGAUAAUGAACCAGCGUCGUACAAACAUCAAUCCGGAACAAAUUGAUAAUAUCCUGUUAGUACGAUCAUUACAAAAAAUGAACAACAGUUGA
Molecule: messenger RNA, 2277 nt
Organism: Rotaria sp. Silwood1
Lineage: Eukaryota; Metazoa; Rotifera; Eurotatoria; Philodinida; Philodinidae
Source: the annotation of a GenBank genome assembly